GCGGGAAAAGGAGAGACAAUUCAAACCAAGAGUGAAAAAACGAAAAUUCGCAGUUACCCAGCGGUAUCAAAAAUCCGCGGUUCUUUCAAAAGGCAAAGCUCGACACCGUCUCAUCUGCAACAGCGUCACUCCAUUCGGAAUCAACAGAAAAAGCACCUGGAAAGGUUCCCGUUUUACACCUUUUUCACAUUGCUGUACUGUACUGGUUCGGUAUGCCGUUGGCUAGCCCUCCCUCAUCUCUUGCCGCCUCUCCACCGAAUUAUUUUCGAAGAAAUCAAGCUUCGCCUUUCGCUAGCGAAACUCCCACAGUCGCCCUUCAAAACGAUGCCUACAUACACGCGCCUAUUCCACUUAUGAUACAUCUACACCCAUAUAUAUAUAUAUAUAUAUGAACAGAUAUGCACACCUAAAAGCGUGUACACGCAUGUGUAUAUAAACAAAUGUAAAUGCAUGUAUAUAUGUAUGCACUUGACUUUUGAAGGGAGAGACACAUGUACUAUCUUCGUCCGUAUCCAUGGGAAGGAGAAAGCGAAGAUGACGGUUUUUGCGCAGGGCCGUGGGAGGCUGCAGGGCCCCGAAGGCCUGGCGGAGGAGCCUCGAGAGGGUCGGGGAGUUGCUGACCGAAAAAUUUGAUUUUGACGAAGGAGCUGCAACAGUCUGCCUCGUGGAACAGAAGCUCGCCUGAUAAACGCCGGAACCAAGCAGAAAAUGAGCGGUUUUUUGCCUCAAAGCGGUCGGCUUCCGCAACGUGAGUCAGAAGGGAUAGGGCCGGUUACACAAAGUCAAAUCUCUGGAGCAACCAAUCGGAUGCUGCCUGUGUCACGACAGCAGCUUAGGCAACGCAUGCGCAGAGAAUCCGAGCAUCGGCUGGAGACCACAACUGAACCGACAAACAAAGACACGACCUCCGAAACCAAACGUCGCAGACAAUUCGCGCCCUCCCAUUCCUCAGGUAGACCCCCACACAGGCCUAUGCCAAUGCACGCAGAUAAAACAUCUGUAAACAUAUGCAUUUGUACAUCUGUUUGGGCGGACAUGUAUGCAUGAUCAAACAGAGAGCCAGCUUAGACCAUAUAUAUAUAUAUAUAUAUAUGCGUGCAUGUAUAUACAUGCAUAUAUACGUAUAUGUGCAUAUAUGCAUAUGUUAUACAAAAGAGGUCUUCUGCCUGCAUUUAUAAAUGGUUCUAGCAACCCUGCAGGUAUUGACACCGCGCUGAAGGUUGCGUUUUUUAUCCGCAUAUGUUAAUGACAGACGCAAAAUGCCUAUCAUCUUCAGUUGGAGGAGACGUGAAGCGAAAGCAGGCGAGCAGACGCGCGUGCGUAGACCCGCCUUCAUGCCCACAAGUCUGUCGAACAAAGAUCUCCCGAAAAACGGAAAUCUUUCGCUGCUGUCAACGGCCAACCGUGGAGGGACAGAGACAAGAGAAGCCUCCUUGGUUUUUAUCAUCAUUUGCACCUGCUUCUUCCUCUCGGAAAACUCACCUGCGGACGUGACUGGCCUCACUGCAUGCACUCGCAGCAUCGGUACGGCUUGACCCAAGGUCGACAUCUGUCCAUACACCCGAACGUAGUUGUUCACGCGGAUGGUCGACUGCGGAGUGUACGCAAAAGAAAGGAAAGAGGACAAAGCAACAGAAUGAACACCGAAGCCAUAGGCACACUUGCAUCGCCAGACGCUCUCGACUUGUUUCGUUCUUCCUCUUCCUUGUGUUUUUUUCUCGGAACACCGGCCGGGGGCGUCGCUGCCCUUUCGCCAGUUUCCCUCGGCGCUUUCUACUUUCGCAGGCUCCUUCGCUUCUUGCUUUGUCAGGUCUCCCGCUUCCGCAUGUGCUUCAUAUCUCCUCCUUCAAACGGCGUAAAUAUAUAUGAGAGAAAAAAAGAGUUUCUGCGCCCACGACUGAUUUCGCGUCCAACACACCCUGGCGCUGGGCGACGACUUGGUUUUUCAGCUCCCAGCUAACGAGCUCGACGUUGACAGGAACGCCUGCGCCAGCGCCAGCGCCUGCGCGUCUCGGACACCGGCGCGUUCUUUCUUCGAAGCGCGAACGAGGAAGAACCGUUUACCUCCACGCGCUUUUGCUUGUAGGGCGUAAUAUCGUCGCCGAGCAGCCACUCGCAGUCAACGACGCCGGUGCCGUCCUCGAGCUCGAAGCAGGCGCGACCUGCAGCGUAGUCGACGGAACCGUCGGCGAGGUGUCCAGACACCCGCGAGACUCGGCCGAUGAUCCGCAGCAGGUGCAGCGGCGGCGCAGGCGGCGGCGCGAGGGAAAUCGCCGAGUCGUCUGGCUUCUCUGCGAACGCAUUCAUCACCGCGCCUGCGACAAAACAAGAAGAAACGCAGCACGAACGCGAGGUCGGAGAGGAGCGCGACGAAAGAAGAAGGACGGUGAGGGGAAGCAGCGCCACGAGAGGCGAGGAGAGGAGGGAAACAGAGAAGAGAGGAGAAAGAGGCAACGAGGGAGAGGAAGAUGAAAGAGAAGAACGAGGGGACGGCGAGGAGAGACAUACAGAGGAGAGACAUACAGAGGAGAGACAUACAGAGGACAGACAUACAGAGGACAGACACACAGAGGACGACGCGAAGAGAGGCGGCCGGAGGAAUGCGGCAGGGAGGGAACGAGCUUGGAAGCGACGGCGCAGAGCGAAACAAAGAAAACACACGAUCAGUGUAGAAAGGAAAAAGAAAAAAGGCGGUUCCAACUGAAAGGAAACUCACCGAUUUUGACGGGCAUGAAUGUAUUCUGUUGGUGGCCGGACAUCGCACCAACCUGCGUAGCUCCCGCCCCUGCAUGCAUCAAGAAUCCGCCGCCAUCGAAGUCACCUGAAAAAAACGCAGGGAGACAGAAAAACGGUUUCUUCACAAGAAACAACAAGCUCUCUCUCAAAGGGAUGAGGAUCUGUGUGGCAAGAGACGAGAGGCGACACCGGAAGCCGAGCGAUAACGUCGUUUCUCUCCUUCCCUCCAUUCCUCCUCCACUGAACGUCCUUUGCCCAUCCUGCCAAGGUAAACACUCCAUCUUUAUUCUCAAAUAUACACGCACGCCAACAUGCAUGUCUACAUACACGUAUACACACGCAUAUAUAUAUAUAUAUAUAUACUUAAAUAUAUAUAUAUAUACUUAAAUAUAUAUAUAUAUGCGUAUACUGGUACAUAUAUAUAUAUAUAUAUAUAUAUAUAUAUAUGAGCACACAGAGUCGUGGGUUUCAUGUUUUUAGGGUGAGGGAAGACGAAGCGUGAAAGGACUUGAUUCCCCGUCCGUCUGCCUCGUCUGCAGUUCCACGCGGAAGUGGACUGGAUUCGAGGAAGCUCCGUUGCAUGCGUAGCAUAUCCAUUGCACAGACUGCAGAUGCGUUUGUGUUGCCGGCAGGAUGUGUGCCCCCGAACGAAGGUUCCCCAACAUCGUCGAAUGCACAGAGGAUAACAAACAGCUCGGACGACAAGAGAAAACUCGCAUGCGAAUGGAGCGCAUGGAGAGAAGCGUCGAUGACGAUGCCUGUGGAGUGUCCAUGCGGCAAAUAAAUGUGCAUGCGUCAAGGCCUUCUCGAGAGCAAGUCGCUCAGGAAGUCCGUCGAAAGACGCUCCCCCAUUUACCUGCUCCAAACAUCGCUCCGGUCGGAUCUGCACUGGCGAGGAAGCCGCCAUCGCCUUGUGGAAAUCCUCCCCCGAACGCAUCCAAGCCAGGUGCUCCUCCAAACGGCGCCUGGUCGGCAAAAUCUCCUCCCAGGCCUCCGCCGAACUGGCGCGCGCCCUCCGGACCGGGAUCAUGGCCGAAAUCCAUCGGGACCGGGUGGAAACGCUGAGGAAUGCCGGGGAAAGAAGUCAAACGGCGUCACUGGGGUGUCGACACCCACACCCGCGGAGGCCGCGGAUCGGUCGCUCGGCGCCGGCUACGAGAGACCCGCGAGGAAAGGUUCCUGCGCGACUGGGCAAGGAAGAGUUCCGUUCCGGGGUUUGCGGCACCGCGGCAACUUCAAGAUCGGCGGCGCCGGGACGAAGAAGACUCCGUGACAGCCGAAAAAAAAGCUUCUGUUUUCCGUCUGCUGCAAGACACUCGCGAGGCAGACCGGUGUGGAGUCGCGAGGAGGGCGGAAACGCAGCGGCUGCCGCGGAAGGGAGCGAGGAGAAAUGGAGGUGGAAGCGGAGACAAGACGAAAAGGAAAAAGAAAUCUGCGGAAUCUCGAGAGUCCUCAAUGUGAAAAACCUGGGGAAGCAGCCACCUGCCAAAAGUCUGGGAGACAGUGUGCGCUGGAAACUCGGCAGAGAAAAGAGCGGCAAAGAAACACGAAGGGACCGAAUUCGCGCGAAAUGUCAGAGUUCCCUGAAACGAUGUCCACCUGAAACUCGCGCGGAAAUGGCGAACGUCCAGGCGCGAAAGUGUCUUGUUUUUUCGCACUCCUUCGCCAGACAACCUGGUUACGGUCUUGCGUGCAGCCUUUCUCCCUCUCUGCAUGCAUUUUUAUUCACUCAACGCGAAGAUAGCGCCGCGGAGCAGCUUCGCUGUCGCUUCACCGUCUCGCCUCAAAAUCGAUUCUCCAUCCCCUUUUUCGGCUUUGCUUUAGACUGCGAAAGAGGUUUUCUGUCGCUUCGUACUUGCGUUCUUCAGUGGACUCACUUCUUCGCUCCUCUUCUUUUCGUAUUGUUCCUCCCAGCCUCGACUCCUUUCUCCAACGGUCGUGGAUCUCUGGCGCGAAGCUGCGCAGACCCACUGAGCAAUCGAGCGCGAGAAGAGUCUGUUUCUCUUUUAGCCUCGGCUCGCUUUCCACAAGCCUCCAGGGCAGUCCGAACCGAGCCAGGCGCCAACGUCCCCGCCCCCGCGUCGCCGGACUCCCAGGACCCCACACAAGUCGAUGGAAACAGCGAAAGUUUUUUCCUCUUUUCUCGGCCUGUAGCCUUUUCGGUUCACCACCAAAGUUCCGCAACCGUCUCGACACCCGAACGGCGACGGAACCCCCGUUCAACGAGUCAUCGGAAGGCCUUCGUUUUUUUUAGGCCUCUGUCCUCUCCGGCUUGUCCACCUUUCUCUUUUCCAAGUGUCUCCAAAAGUUGUCCUUCUUCCGCUCUUCCGGUGUCGGUCCCUCUCCCCCGCUCCCUUUCCCCUCACUUUCUCGCGCAGGCGACUGUCCAGAUGCCGCCGUCUGCAGACGUCCUCUCUGUUCUCCUGCGAGGCACCCGCCUCAACAGGAGACACAAUCCCUCUUCUUCCUCCUCUUCUUCCUCCUCUUCUUCCUCCGCUUCUUCCUCUUCUUCUUCCCCGGCUGUUUCUCGCUUCCGUGUCUCUACACCGGUGUUUCACUUGCCUUCUCGGCGAAGAGCGACUUCGGAGAAGGCUGCUUCGGAGUCCUCUGUGGAGCCUGUGGACUUCUUCGCGGCGUACGACGACUCGCCGUCUCGAGCGUCCUCUCGCGAGACCGGCGAGCGCCGCAGGUCGGACGAGGCGCCUGGCUUGCGAGCGCAGGCCGGCGGCGCGCUCGAUGGCGCGGCGAGCGACGUGGACUCGGCUUCUUCCGCGAAGAGACGCGGCGCAUGCGACCGUUCGCAGACGACAGCAGCCGCUUCCCUGCGGCGGAGGAACCGCAUCUACGUGAAGGCCGGCGCGGACGUCCUCGUUCCUCCCCCGUUCUCGUCCUUCUCGGAUUCGCUCUCGUCUUUCCCCGCUGAGGAGAAGAAGCAGAGCGCGCGCGAGAGAGUGCGAAGAGGGAGACGAGGAGACAAAGCGGAGAACGACGGGAGAGACGCGGCGACGGAGCGAGGUGCCGAGGAAGAGGAGGAGAGAGACGAGCCUGUCGGAGGCAAGGGCGUCCGACGUGGACUGCCUACCUGGCUACUGCAGCGACUGAAGACGCGAGGCAUUGAGCAGCCAACGCCGAUUCAGAUGCAGGCCAUUCCGCUGCUGCUCGGAGGCCAGCACCUCCUCGCCACGGCUCCGACCGGUUCGGGGAAAACCUUCGCGUUUCUCCUUCCUCUCCUCGCUCUGCUGAAAAAACCAGGAAAAGAAUUUGCCCGCCUGUUGGUCGUCUGCCCGUCGCGAGAAUUAGCCAAGCAGACUCAGCGCGAAUUCGACAGUCUCGCAGGGGCUCGAGGGUUCCGCUGUCGGCUUUUAGACGAGCAAAAGCAGAGCGUCGACCAGGCAGCUUCUCAAGCGAAACGCGUGGACGCCGUUGUCACGACUCCUCUUCGUCUUGUGCAAUUCCUCCGAGACGGCCGAGUUUCCCUCGCUCAGUGUCGCCACAUAGUUCUCGAUGAAGCCGACAAGUUGCUCGACCUCGGCUUCGCGCCUCAGCUGGAUGAGAUCCUCGCAGGAUGCACCUUUCCGAGCCUGCAGGUGUCUCUUUUCUCCGCUACUCUCCCGCCGGACGUCCUUCGCCUCGCGGACUCUCUUCUUCACAACCCCGUUCACAUUUCAAUUGGUUCCCCAAAUGCGGCGGCGACUUCGAUUGAACAAGAGUUGCUCUUUUGUACCAACGAGGAGGGCAAACUUCUCGCGCUCCGAACUCUCCACCUGACGGGCAAGUUCGUGCCUCCCGUCCUGAUUUUUGUGCAGAGCAAGGAGCGCGCGAAGCAACUGUACUGCGAGUUGGUGUACGACGGCAUCUUUGUCGAGUGCAUUCACGCCGACAAAACGAAAAAGCAGCGAGAUGACACGGUCGAGGCGUUUCGCCGCGGGCAGAUCUGGGUGCUGAUUUGUACAGACGUCAUGGCCAGAGGUGUGGAUUUCAAGAACGUGGAGCUCGUGAUCAACUAUGACUUUCCUCAGUCUGCCGCGGUGUACAUACACCGCAUCGGACGCACAGGCCGAGCAGGCAGACAAGGCCGGGCAAUCACCUUUUACACGACGGCCGAUAUUCCGAAUUUGCGGAGUGUGGUGGGCGUGAUGCAACAGACGUCGACUUGCGAGGUCCCGGAGUGGCUGCAAAAGGUGACAAAGAUGACAGCGAAGCAGAAACGCGAUCUGCAGAGACGCGCGCCAGAGCGAAAGCCGAUUCUCACCACCCCCGCCAUUGAUGUGCGGAAGGAGAAGCGGCGUCAGCAGGCAAUCGCGACGAGCAAAGAAAAAAAGCGAAGACGUGAAGCAGCGGAGGCGGCUGCGAAGUGAUGGCACGCGACUCCGUUUUUCCUCCGGAACUUUUCUCAUAUUUCUCGUCCAUUUUCCUUUUUCGGAAGCCUGUGCUGUCUCUGCGUGCAUGUUUGACGUUUCGCGUUUGCCGGAAGAACACUAGGAGGGCCGCAACUGAUUUCGCAGGAAUUUUGUGAAGAUCGGAAAUCCGACGAUUCUGGCCGCAGUCGAUGAACGGCAGGAAGCGGAACGUGACGUCAAAGUGCGCAGUCAAUGGUGGUACGAAGAGACCUCGUAAAUGACGCUAACGCUUUUCAGGACGCGAGAAGUGCAGAAAAAUGGGUGCAUCCACUAUGUUCUAGAGAUGCGGGGAGAUGGAGCGAGAGAUAUGGCGUGACAGAAGUGGGCAGAGGAAGGGAUACAAGCAGCCAGAAGUAACGGUAGAAAAAUAUAUCGCCGGAGAGACAAAGAGACACAGUCAGGGACAUGCGUAUAGAUGGAUAUGCGAAGCGAUAUGGAGACAGAACUAGCGAGAUUAAG
Toxoplasma gondii ME49 is the source of this 7595-nucleotide messenger RNA. RefSeq names its product DEAD/DEAH box helicase domain-containing protein. Gene Ontology annotation, molecular function: nucleic acid binding; ATP binding; RNA helicase activity. Gene Ontology annotation, biological process: maturation of SSU-rRNA. The record is from RefSeq and is a predicted model, not a curated record. Bases 3765 to 7094 code for a protein of 1109 amino acids. The transcript has 11 exons. Lineage: Eukaryota; Apicomplexa; Conoidasida; Eucoccidiorida; Sarcocystidae.